GGCUAGUCACGCUACGCACUCUACCAACACAUCAAAUGAGCUAGUCUUGAUUCCAGUGACAGGAGUGAGAACUUGGCCUUUUGUUUGUUUUUAAUAGUUUCAGAAACAAGGGGUCUUUUUUCUUAUAGUCGUUCUGCAUCGAUAUUUAACUUGAAGACAUGAUGUUCAGUGCAAUCAGCAGAUCUCGUGCCGCUUUUGGUGCUUUUGUAGGUCAGUUGCAGAGAUCUGCUCCAAAUUCAGCAAGCUGGAGGAAGCUGUGCACUAAACCACAUGAAGAGGCCCAUGUGGCAACUCAAGCACAAAGAGCAGGGUUCAAAAUGCCCGGCUACCGCCCAUCCGAGAUGGACAAGAAGAUUCUCGUGUGGUCCGGACGCUUCAAAUCCAAGGAGCAGAUCCCAGAGUUUGUGUCAUUUGAGACGAUUGAUGCAGCCAGGAACCGACUGCGUGUUAAGGCCUGCUAUGUCAUGAUUGCCAUGACUAUUGGAGGCUGCAUGUUGAUGAUCAUGCUGGGAAAACAGGCUGCAAGUCGCCAUGACAACCUGACCAGCAGGAACAUGGAGAGAAAGGCUCGGUUGAGAGAAGAGGCGCAGAAAGAUCUAGAGAUGGCAGCAUCUCUGACUAACAGUAAAACGGAGUGAGGAGUAGUAGACGGUAGUGCAGUCACGUUCCUGCACUCCUGCACAUAAAUUAAUGCACUGUUUAACAAGUGAUCUGAUAAAAGAUUUUUGUUUUAUAUAGAGUUAUUUGGGUUAAAAAAAAUCUAUAGAUUAAAUGAGAAUCACUCUA
Messenger RNA from Pangasianodon hypophthalmus (striped catfish), 786 nucleotides. It is a transcript of the gene fam162a, whose product is annotated as family with sequence similarity 162 member A. Gene Ontology annotation, cellular component: mitochondrion. The record is from RefSeq and is a predicted model, not a curated record. Lineage: Eukaryota; Metazoa; Chordata; Actinopteri; Siluriformes; Pangasiidae. Bases 159 to 638 code for a protein of 159 amino acids. Gene Ontology annotation, biological process: cellular response to hypoxia; neuron apoptotic process; positive regulation of release of cytochrome c from mitochondria. The transcript is spliced from 5 exons.